Molecule: messenger RNA, 3615 nt
Organism: Lutzomyia longipalpis
Lineage: Eukaryota; Metazoa; Arthropoda; Insecta; Diptera; Psychodidae
Gene: mib1
Product: E3 ubiquitin-protein ligase mind-bomb
Exons: 7
Coding region: 126-3365 (1079 amino acids)
Biological process (GO): protein ubiquitination
Cellular component (GO): cytoplasm
Molecular function (GO): zinc ion binding; ubiquitin-protein transferase activity; protein binding
Source: RefSeq, a predicted model, not a curated record
AAUCAGCCUUGUAAUGAAUCCCUACUGUAAUGUCGAAUCAGUUCGUGACAUUCCAACACUCUUGACGAGAUCUUUUCUGUUUUGUGCUGAAAAUAUCCCUAAAAUUGUGCUUCAGGCCGUUUAAAAUGGCUUGUACGUCUUCCGGCGGAGCUACUGGAGAGACAAAGCCACCAAGUGGUGGGGUUCCACCACGAACGGGAAACGUUCGUCUGGAGGGAAUCGGAAGCCGCGUUAUUAGAGGCCCAGAUUGGAAGUGGGCCAAGCAGGACGGUGGUGAAGGUCACUGCGGCACAGUGAGGAAUUUUGAAUCAUCCGAAGAAGUUGUGGUUGUCUGGGACAAUGGAACUGCGGCCAACUAUCGCUGUGCCGGCGCUUACGAUCUGCGGGUGCUCGACAGUGCUCCAACGGGCAUCAAGCACGAGGGUACCAUGUGCGAUACAUGCCGUCAGCAGCCUAUUUUUGGGAUUCGCUGGAAGUGUGCUGAAUGCGCCAAUUAUGACCUCUGUUCCAUUUGCUACCACGGCGACAAGCACCAUCUGCGUCAUCGAUUCUAUCGCAUCUCUACGCCCGGAGGGGAUCGUACCCUCCUUGAGCCACGUCGGAAGUCCAAGAAGAUUGCCGUGCGUGGGAUCUUCCCCGGAGCUAGGGUUGUGCGUGGAGUGGAUUGGCAAUGGGAGGAUCAAGAUGGUGGCAAUGGGCGCAGGGGGAAAGUGAAUGAGAUUCAAGAUUGGUCAGCGGCAUCUCCGCGUUCGGCAGCGUAUGUUGUGUGGGACAAUGGAGCCAAAAAUCUCUACCGUGUUGGCUUUGAAGGAAUGGCAGAUCUCAAGGUGGUGAAUGAUGCAAAAGGAACAACAGUUUACCGUGAUCAUCUACCCCUUUUGGGUGAGAAUGGUCCUGGCAAGGGACCCAAUGGCUUCCACAUUGGGGAUCAGGUGUCUGUUGAUUUGGAAUUGGAGAUUGUUCAAUCCCUACAGCAUGGGCAUGGAGGGUGGACUGAUGGGAUGUUUGAGUGUCUCAAUAAUCCCGGAACGGUGGUUGGUAUCGAUGAGGAUCACGAUAUCGUUGUAGCGUACCCAAGUGCAAAUCGUUGGACAUUCAAUCCAGCAGUGUUGACAAAAGUUGCCUCCCCCGCAUCGUCAUCGGGCGAAGGUUCCGCUCAGCAAUUUGCCGUUGGGGAUUUCGUGAAGAUCUGCAAUGAUUUGGAACGCAUUAAGAGCCUCCAGCGUGGUCAUGGUGAAUGGGCAGAUGCGAUGAUUCCCACUCUUGGGAAAGUUGGUCGUGUGCAGCAGGUUUAUCAUGAUAAUGACUUGAAGGUGGAAGUGGGAAGAACAUCGUGGACGUACAAUCCUUUAGCUCUGACCAAAGUUGCUUCGGCAUCUGAUGGUACUGUCCCCGUUACAUCGAGUGGGGAGCGCCUCUCGGCGAUUCUGAAGAAACUCUUUGAACCCCAUGUUUCCGGAGAUGCUACGGAGGAGCUGGUUAAGGCAGCCGCCAAUGGGGAUCACGUGAAGUGCGAAGAAUUCCUCACGGGAUGCCCUCAAGAUGGUGCCGGAGCAUCCAAUACGUCCACAGCCAAUGUGAAUGGUGUCUUUGCCGGGCAUACAGCACUCCAAGCAGCCAGCCAGAAUGGGCAUUUGGAGGUUAUUCAGGUACUCCUGCAGCACAGUGCUGAUGUGGAGAUUGAGGACAAAGAUGGUGAUCGUGCUGUCCAUCAUGCAGCCUUUGGGGAUGAGCCAGGUGUUGUGGAGCUACUCGCGAAGGCCGGAGCGGAUCUCAAUGCGCGCAAUAAGCGUCGUCAGACUGCCCUUCAUAUUGCCAUCAAUAAGGGGCACCUAAAUGUCGUGAAGACUCUCCUUGAGCUCAAUUGUCACACAAGCUUGCAAGACUCUGAGGGUGAUACACCACUCCACGAUGCAAUUUCAAAGGAACAAGAUGAAAUGUUGUCCCUCCUCCUGGACUUUGGUGCCGAUAUCACGCUGACGAAUAACAAUGGGUUCAAUGCACUGCACCAUGCGGCACUCAAAGGGAAUCCCAGUGCCAUGAAGAUCCUCCUGUCAAAGACCAAUCGUCCUUGGAUUGUGGAGGAGAAGAAGGACGAUGGGUACACGGCAUUGCACCUUGCAGCACUCAAUAAUCACGGCGAAAUUGCCGAUCUACUCGUGCACAUGGGGAAGGCGAAUAUGGACAAGCAGAAUGUUAAUCUCCAGACAGCCCUCCAUCUCGCAGUUGAGCGGCAACACGUUCAAAUUGUAAAGCUCUUGGUGCGAGAGGGUGCAAAUUUGAAUAUACCCGAUAAGGAUGGUGAUACCCCACUUCAUGAGGCACUCCGGCAUCACACACUAUCCCAGCUGCGCCAAUUGCAGGACGUCGAAGGUUUUGGGAAGCUUCUCAUGGGAUUGAGAAAUCAUACUGAUAAAAAAGCUUCUGCGUCAAUUGCAUGCUUUUUGGCUGCAAAUGGGGCGGAUUUGACAAUAAAAAAUCGCAAAUUGCAAACUCCGCUGGAUCUGUGUCCUGAUCCGAAUCUCUGCAAAACACUCGUAAAGUGCUACAAUGAACGCAAGACGGACGAUAUGGACUUACCUGGGAAUAUGGCGGGAAAUAAUUUGCCACCAUCAAUUGCGCCCACGUCAUCGGGGCAGGGGGGUGGCGGUGGCGGUGCGAGUGGUACGGAGGCACCACCAUCCAGGGGGCCACUCGAUGAAUGUGUGGUGUGUUCGGAACAAAAAAGAGAUACAGUGUUUAAACCCUGUGGUCAUGUCUGCUGUUGCGACAAUUGUUCGAUGCGUGUUAAAAAAUGCCUCAUUUGCAGAGAGACCGUUUCAUCGCGCGAAAAGAUUGAUGAGUGUUUGGUGUGUUCCGAUAGAAGAGCAUCAAUUUUCUUUAAACCAUGUGGGCAUAUGGUUGCGUGUGAAAAUUGUGGACCAAUUAUGAAAAAAUGCGUUCAGUGUCGUACACAGAUUGAGCAGAUGAUCCCACUUGUGGUUUGCUGUGGUGGACAAGGGACAAUUUCCAAGGUGUCCGUGGUGCAGGAUGAUGCGAAAGCAACAGCAGCAGCGGCAGCACCACAAGGGGUCAAUAAAGCCGGACAGGGGGUCUCAAUGAAUAACGCAGCAGGUGCAUCGGUGGCGAAUGUAACGGCUCAAAUGGCAAAUACCAACAUAAACAACAUUCAGUUGGAUGAUGUUCAAAAGUUGCAGCAGCAAUUGCAAGAUAUAAAAGAGCAGACAAUGUGCCCUGUGUGCUUUGACCGCAUUAAGAACAUGGUCUUCCUUUGUGGGCAUGGAACAUGCCAAAUGUGCGGUGACCAAAUCGAGGGAUGUCCGAUUUGUCGAAAGACAGUUGAAAAGAGGAUUCUUCUAUUUUAAAAUCAACCCCACAGCACACACACACAUACCGUUCAUGAUGAAGAAAAUGGGAGAAGUUGAACAAAAUUUCCAAAAACUCAUUUGUUUAAUUUAAAAAGCGAUUUCACAAAACAGCUUUUUGUGGAGGGUUUAAAAAGUUUGGGAAUAAUACAAUAUAUAUUCCACUCCCUCGAAUAUAUGUAUGUAUAUGUAUUAAUUGAAUCAAGAAGAAGUGGUGAAAGAGCAAGCAAUAUACAAGCUGAUUGAUAAA